UAUUCGCAGUUUUUCAUUUUUUUCCGUUUCUCAAGUGGCUGAGCAAAAUGGAGGCUUCACAGAGCGACGACCCCAGUCUGAACCCUGUACGCAAUCGGAAUCCGAAUCCGGAUCCGGCUCCGAACCCAUUGUCGACGAUCAUCUCUUCAGCGCAGGUUUGGCCAACCAUCGAUGGUCCUUUGGGGUUAACGGAGGAAGCAUCGGUGGACUACGCUCGUCGAUUCUACAAGUUCGGUUUCGCUCUCUUGCCUUGGCUUUGGUUUGUCAAUUGCUUCUACUUCUGGCCUGUUCUUCGUCAUGCUCGAGCUUUCCCCCAAAUCCGCAAUUAUGUUGUCCGCUCAGCAAUCGGCUUCAGUGUCUUUACAGCUCUUCUAUCCGCGUGGGCAUUGACGUUCUCAAUAGGAGGAGAACAGCUUUUCGGCCCUGUUUAUGAUAAGCUGGUUAUGUACAACGUUGCUGAUCGUCUCGGCUUGUCUGGCUUGGCUUAGCUCCCUCCGGAUUUUCUUUCUAUCGUUUAACGUAGUAGAAACAGGAAGAUCACAUUGCCUGUUCCGUGCUCCCGUCUUACUUUGCAAGCAUAAGUUGUUUUAACAAAAGUUGAGAUCACUGGUGUGAAUGAAUGAAUGUAAGGCUCUUGGAUAUUCAUCUGUCAAUGAAGUAAUUAGUUCUCAGUUUUUUACAGCUGUUCAAAUGGUAACCGAAAAAACGUGUGUAUUCUGGUGAAGCCCUUUCUUAUAGUGGGCCGUUAAA
This is a messenger RNA of Capsella rubella, 750 nucleotides long. Its product is annotated as probable gamma-secretase subunit PEN-2. The transcript has 2 exons. Bases 48 to 488 code for a protein of 146 amino acids. The record is from RefSeq and is a predicted model, not a curated record. Gene Ontology annotation, cellular component: gamma-secretase complex. NCBI's taxonomy places the organism in Eukaryota, Viridiplantae, Streptophyta, Magnoliopsida, Brassicales, Brassicaceae.